Malassezia japonica is the source of this 2526-nucleotide messenger RNA. RefSeq names its product ATP-binding cassette long-chain fatty acid transporter pxa2 (gene PXA2). The record is from RefSeq and is a predicted model, not a curated record. Lineage: Eukaryota; Fungi; Basidiomycota; Malasseziomycetes; Malasseziales; Malasseziaceae. Gene Ontology annotation, molecular function: long-chain fatty acid transmembrane transporter activity; ATP binding; ABC-type transporter activity. The transcript has a single exon. Bases 1 to 2526 code for a protein of 841 amino acids. Gene Ontology annotation, cellular component: peroxisomal membrane. Gene Ontology annotation, biological process: fatty acid beta-oxidation; peroxisome organization; long-chain fatty acid import into peroxisome.
AUGGCGAUUCAGUCUCGACUGCGCCCCAUGUGGGAGUCGGCAAAGAUGAAGGCGCUUGAGCGUGCCAUCAACUUUGCCGUCUUCUACUCCCAAAACUACACAAACAUCCAGCGCGUGCUGCGUGUGAUUUACUUUACCGGACUCUUGGGUGGUAUGGCUAUGAUGUUCAAGCCACGCAAGGGCAAGUCGGGAGCGCAGCAGGAAGUUGCGGCGGCGCGCAAGGGCCGCAGGGGUGGCAGCGACAGCAAGAAGCCGCCGCGCGUUGCGGUCGACAGUGUUUUCUUCAAGCGCCUCGGCUAUCUGCUGAAGAUCAUCUUCCCGUCAUGGCGCUGCAAGGAGAUGGGCCUGCUGGGCGGUUUCACCCUGGCGCUCGUCUUCCGUACGUUCUUGUCACUGUACGUUGCCGACCUCGACGGUCGCAUCGUCGCCUCGCUGGUGCGCGGUGAGAAGCGCUCGUUCUUUAUGAAUGUGCUCGCGUGGAUGGCCAUUGCGGUUCCGGCCGUGUUCACCAACAGUAUGAUCACGUACCUGAGCUCGUCGCUGGCCGUCGCGUACCGCGUGCGCCUCACCGACUUUAUCCAGCACAAGUACCUCCAGAAGCUCACCUUCUACAAGCUGAGUAACCUGGACGACCGUGUGAAGAACGCCGACCAGCUCAUCACGGUCGACGUGCAGAAGUUCAGCCGUGCGCUUGCCACGCUCUACGGUAACAUUGCUCUGCCCGUGCUCGACGUGAUGCUGUACAACUUCAAGCUCAGUACCACGGUCGGCGCCGAGAUGAUGAUGGCCACGACGCUCAUCAUCCGUCUCACGACGAUCCUCCUGCAGAAGCUCACCCCGCCGUUCGGCCAGUAUGCUGCGACCGAGCAGCAGCUCGAGGGUGAGUACCGCUUCAGCCACGCGCGCCUCAUCGAGAACUCGGAGGAGGUCGCCUUCUACCGUGGCCAGGAGCUCGAGAAGCAUCUCAUCGACCGCUCCUACUUUUCCCUCAUUAAGCACGUGAACCGCGUGUUCCACGUCCGCAUCGGUCACGGUAUGAUGGAGGAGGGUGUCGUGAAGUGGCUGUGGGGUGCCAUUGGUCUCGUCAUUUGCUCGGCCCCUGUCUUCUUCAAGGUGCCGGGCAUCACGAUGGGCGGCGGCGGCGGUAGCGACAUGGGCUCGCGCACCGAGCUCUUCGUUACCAACCGUCGUCUGCUCCUGUCGUCUUCGGACGCCAUGGGCCGCAUCAUGUACAGUUACAAGGAGCUCUCGGAGCUUGCUGGCUACACGGCGCGUCUCAUGGAGCUGAUCGAGGUGAUGGAAGAGGUCGAGCAGGGCAAGGCCAAGAAGCGCACCGUCACUUCAUCGAACGACGAGGAGAAGCAGCAGAAGGAGAACAUCUUCUCGCGCCGUGGUGAGAUCUCGGAGGGCUCCGAGGAGGUCAUCUUUGAUCAGGUCCCGAUUGUCAGCCCCAACGGCGACGUGCUCCUCGACAAGCUCUCGUUCCACAUUCACCCGGGCCAGCAUCUCCUGAUCAUCGGCCCGAACGGCUGUGGUAAGAGCAGCAUGUUCCGUAUCCUCGGUGGUCUCUGGCCGGUGUACGGCGGCAAGGUCAUCAAGCCUUCCAAUUCUGACUUUACCUACAUUCCUCAGCGUCCUUACCUCUCGCUGGGUACGCUGCGUGACCAGAUCAUCUACCCCGAUACGAUCGAGGAGAUGCACGCCAAGGGCGUCACGGACGACGACCUGAUGAACAUCCUCCAGGUCGUCCAGAUCCAGAGCAUUGUCGAGCGUGAGGGCGGCUGGGACGUGAAGCGCGAGUGGCGUGACGCUCUCUCGGGCGGUGACAAGCAGCGCAUUGCUAUGGCCCGCCUGUUCUACCACAAGCCCAAGUACGCUAUCCUGGACGAGUGCACUAGCGCGGUGACGCUCGACAUUGAACGUAUCAUGUACGAGCACGCGACGGACCUGGGCAUCACCAUGCUUACUGUCUCGCACCGCCCGUCGCUCUGGAAGUACCACUCGCACGUGCUCCAGUACGACGGCCAGGGCGGCUACGUCUUCACGGAGCUCGACGCGGAGAAGCGUCUCGUCCUCCAGGAAGAGAAGCAGCAGCUCGAGCAGAAGCUCCUGCUUCUGCCCAAGUGGCAGGAGCGCCGCGAGGAGCUCCGCGCUAUCCUCGCCAACCGCCCCAAGGGCAACCACCCUAAGGAGACUCCUAAGGAGGCACCCAAGGCCGAGACCCCCAAGGCCGAGACCCCCAAGGUCGAGGCCCCCAAGGUCGAGGCCCCCAAGGUCGAGGCCCCCAAGGUCGAGGCUCCCAAGGUCGAGGCCCCCAAGGUCGAGGCUCCCAAGGCCGCGGCUCCCAAGGAGGCCCCGCAGCCGGCCGCUGCGCCGCGCAAGAAGGACACCUCGAAGAAGUCCAAGCCCAAGGCCCCCGACGCGCCUGCGGACGCGCCUGCGGACGCCUUUGGCUCGAACAACGGCUCUGGCCCUGCCCCUCCGAUCGACUUUGCGGCCCUGAGCAGCUCGAAGCCGUCCAAGUAA